Triticum dicoccoides is the source of this 1821-nucleotide messenger RNA. RefSeq names its product probable ubiquitin-conjugating enzyme E2 23. Lineage: Eukaryota; Viridiplantae; Streptophyta; Magnoliopsida; Poales; Poaceae. Gene Ontology annotation, molecular function: ubiquitin conjugating enzyme activity. The coding region runs from base 1 to 1821 and encodes 606 amino acids. The transcript has 3 exons. The record is from RefSeq and is a predicted model, not a curated record.
AUGAACGCCGUCGCCGAGGAUGCCGUGGCAUCUAGUACCAAUAUUCAUCAGAUUCAGGAGGGUGACCUCGUUAGGGUCGGGCCGAAUGGCGACCAUGGCAUGGUGGCCCAUCUCCCGGAGCUAUACUACACCGGCCAACCUCUUCUCCCAGCUGCCACGUUCAGGAUUUUCCGUGUCGACGGCACAAUGGAGACCGCAGAGGCACGCGACAUCACCAUCAUAGACAGGGGCUACUUCCGCAGUGGCCAAUUCGUCGUGUCGGCGUCAGAUAUUCAUGGUCGGGUCGGCGUCGUCACGGAAUCCAACACCACGCUCGACCUCGUGAAGGUCGUCAGCCACGGGGAGCCACCGGUCAUGGCGAUGAGCGGGGUGGCGCCGGGAUGCCUGCGGCGCGUCCGAGAGCUCUGCCUCGGCGACUUCGUCGUGUCCGGGUCGUCAAGGUGCCCCUCGAGCUCGGCGUGGUGUUUGACGAUGGCGCCCUCUGCAAGGUCAUCGGCGUACAAUGAACUGCAAAACCCACCUGAACGUAUCAAUGUCCAGGGUGACAUUGAUUCAGCGACUGAGGAGGACGACGAUUCGGUGGAUGAAGAUGACAGUGCAGCAACAAAAGCAAGCCGGAAGGGUGCUAUCAUCGAGUAUAUGUCCCAACUGGGACACCAAGUGUUGGCUCAAACCAUGAGAUAUUUUGGCAACAGGUUGUUGUUGUCGUCACUGGGCUCGGAAUUAGCUGGAGCGACGGCCAACGAGGGAGCAAAUGUGGCUGUAACCGAUGGUCAUCACAGUACAAGCAAUCAUGAUGUGAUUCACGCCAUGGCGGCUGCACUAACCAGCAGCGACACAUGUACAAAUGAUGACGACUGUGCCGAGAGGGGCAAAAAUAUUGAACAAGCCACCGGUGAUGAAGAUCAGUUUCGCUUCCCAUAUUUUGAUGUUACACAUAGUCCUCUUGAUCACCAUUACAUCGACAAUGCGGGGCAGGGCACUAGUGGUGGAAAGAGGUGGGUGAAGGCGGUGCAAAAAGAAUGGAAAAUACUGGAGAACAACAACUUGCCAGACACCAUAUAUGUGCGCGUGUUCGAGGACCGCAUGGACCUGCUCAGGGCCGUGAUAGUUGGUGCGAGCGGGACACCCUACCACGACGGGCUCUUCUUCUUCGACCUGCACCUGCCGCCAUCCUAUCCUGAUAUGCCUCCGAUGGUGUACUACCACUCAUUCGGUCUUCGCCUCAACCCCAACCUCUACAACUCUGGCACAGUGUGCCUCAGCCUUCUCAACACCUUUGGUGGAGAGGCAUCUGAAGUCUGGUCACCAUCUACAUCAAGUCUCCUACAGGCCGUCGUCUCUAUACAGGGUCUUAUACUCAACGACCAACCAUACUACAAUGAGGUCGGUUAUCAGGCCCUAGUUGACAAGCCAGAGGGAUGCCGCAACGCACUGCCAUACAAUGAAAAUGCUUACUUGCUCACCCUUUGGACGAUGAUCCACUUGUUCCGCCGACCGCCAUGUGGAUUUGAGGGAUUCAUUAAGGAUCACUUCUGCCGCCGAGGGAGGUUCAUUCUUCGAGCAUGUGAGGCAUACCUCAGAGGGUGUGUAGUUGGCAUGCUCGAUGGUGAUGCAUGCGCCACCAAGGGGAGCAAGGACGAUAGAUCAUGCUCAGCCGGGUUAAGACUGGCGCUUUCCAACAUGCUGCCGAAGCUCGUGGCAGCACUAGCAGAGAUUGGCGCCGAGGGGUGUGAGUGUGACCAGUUCCACGAGCUGCAUGACCUUCUUAUCGGCGGCGAUCGAGUGCAACGUUGCUCACUAAAUUAUCAAGUGCACUAG